Messenger RNA from Melitaea cinxia (Glanville fritillary), 931 nucleotides. Its product is annotated as transmembrane protein 147. Bases 117 to 803 code for a protein of 228 amino acids. Lineage: Eukaryota; Metazoa; Arthropoda; Insecta; Lepidoptera; Nymphalidae. The record is from RefSeq and is a predicted model, not a curated record. The transcript is spliced from 4 exons.
AAAUUUAAUAUGAUUUUGACAAAUCACUCAUGAUCGGAUUUGUCUAUAUCUAAAAGAUAUUCGUUUUUUCUAUUUAAAAUUAUAUUUAGUUAAUACUGUAUUAAAUAACAUUUAAAAUGACGCUAUAUCACUUUGGAAACUGUAUAGCGUUAGUUUAUGCACCAUAUCAUAUGGCUUACAAGUUUUCGGGAAUAUCUGAAUAUGCGACAUUUUCAAAAUGUGUUUAUGCCGGAGCUUUAUACAUUUUCACACAGCUCUGUAAAAUGUUGCUCUUAGCAACAUUCUUUCCUGAUUCAGAUAACAUCCAGGGUGGCGAUUACGAUAUAUUUUUUGAAAUUUUGAAGGCAACAGUUGAUCUCGCAGAUCUGUUAGGGUUAUACGUUGCCUUAAACUCUAUACCUGGUAAAGGACAUGCAAAGAUCUUGACUGCGGCAAUUGGAUGGGCAAGUGCUGAGGUGCUGGUGACCCGCAGCGUAAUGCUGUGGGUGGGUGCUCGGGGUUCUGAGUUUGACUGGCGCUAUGUACGCUCCUGUGCUGAGUCCAAUGUUGCAUUGCUACAGCACGCAGCAACAACAGCCCUCGUAUGGCUAUGGACACGUAGCGAUCUACCUCUGAAACAUUUCCCACUAGUGGUAGCUCUACUGUUACUCACACCCUACCGUGGCCUCAUCGAAGAAGCCAUAGCCAGUGUGUUCUCACUCAGUGCUUGGGCUCUGUUGGGAAUCCGGACAAUAACUGCUACCGCUACUGGUCUUACUGCGCUUGCUAUGUAUGCGGUGUUAGCUCAAAAAAUUGGUAUAUAAGUAUGGUAGUGGAAAAAAUCGAGGUGUUUGUUUUAUUUGAGUCUUGUGGAAUUUAUCAAAUGAAGAAUGGUAUGAUAAGCUAUUUAAGUAUAAAUAUUAAUCUUAAUAAAAUAUUAAUUAUUUUAGUG